CUCUUGAAGGUGCAGGAGAUAAUCAGGAAGAAAAUUUACCGGGAACUGAUUUGUCAAGGCCGAAUUUUUCAGGCAAUGCCUCUUCCUUCAAUGACAGGGAGGGGGAAUUACCAGCACCUGAUGAGGAAAUCACGCAGGAUUUUGCGAGCCUUGCCGGACUUUCUUUGCAAGAUAAACGAUGGUGUCUCCGCCAGACAGCAUAUGCACUAGCAGUUUGGGAUCCAGUGUUUCCUCACCUGAAGCAAGUAUUGCAGAUAGUUUGAAAGACCUAGCAGAAGAGAUCAACUCUAGCUGCAGAGAUGAUGGGGCUACAUGUACGGAUCCUUCAUCCCAAAGUGAUCCCCGACAGAUCACUGAAAUUACACAUGAAGGGGCCAAAUAUAGCCAGAGUAUUCCUGUAAUGCCACUUAGAGGUGAGACAACUGAGCAACCGAAUGAUGGGGCAUCUACAAGGGAUCAAGAUAUAGCUUUCCCUGUUUUCGCUUCAGACACCUUGGAUAAGGAAACAGAGCUGGAGUAUAGAGGUAAAAAUGAGAUGCCCACAUCCCGAAAUAUCAUUGAUGAUGGAUAUAGUGAAGCUCCUAAUCCCAAUGGCCAUGCUGGUGGUCGAGUUUCCAGGGGUAAAAAUGCUUACGCAUUGUCUGUACUGAGGCGCAUAGAGAUGAAACUAGAUGGCCGAGAUAUUGAUGAAGCCAGAGAAGUGAGCACAGCGGAGCAGGUGGAUUAUCUAAUCAAGCAAGCUUCUAGCGUGGAUAACCUUUGCAACAUGUAUGGAGGGUGGACACCGUGGAUUUGAGUUUGUGACGACAGCGAUUCGGAUGGGAUUUGGGAGCUGCAUUCUCAAAACAUCACAUGGUGCAAUGUGCAGCAUACUGCAUUUGCAUGCAAAUUCCAACUCCUGAACUCAAUGGAGCCAAAAUGGAUACGAGCAAAACUGGGAAUAAGCAAAUGGUGUGUCAAAGUGCUGGUCAAACUUGUUUCAAAUCUCGCUGUCUGGUGAGUGAGUUGCAGCACAUUGAUUGCCAGGUCAAUUUGGUACUUUGGUUUGGGCUUGGACUAGGAAUAUAAUUUCUGCUCAUCCUGGCUCGAUACAUAUAGCUCCAAAUUACUUGGACUCGCACCGAGAGAAACCAUGUGAUGGGAGUGCUUUACACCUCUCCUCUCUCCCUGGGAACUGGUGGUCUCUCGGAGUCUCACAGCAGGAAGUCCUCUGUCUGGUUUUUCUUGUUUUGAUGAUGAUGGCAGUACGAGGACUUGAAGAAGAGCCAUUUAACUUCGUGGCUCCAUCAGCGGGAUAGGAGCCUUCCAAGUUCUUGAUUGGUUUAUAGAGUUGGAAAGAUGGACAGCUUUGGAUGCUUACACCACACGUUGCGAAGGCUAAUCAGUUGGCUGGAGAAUGAUGGCCAGGGCUUGUCCAGUGGGAAAUGAGCCAAAAGAAGGAUAACUGUUUCCGGAAACAAUUCAUUGUAUCACACCGCAACGUUUGCGGCCCCAUAAGGAGACUUAUGGGGUUUAGGCAAUUGCACACGUUCCCUCCAACUCAAGGACGAUCUCUCUUGUUCCGUGAAAAUAGGUGAUGGCUGCAUGUCGAGCACUUCGGUUCUUCCAGUUCCUUUGGCAUUCUCAGUUAUAACGCGGUUGCGGGCCAAGUUAUACCGCGUUACGAGCAACUGGAGUGUGUUGCAUAUUUUGUAGUUGAACUAUGUUCUUUCCAAA
Molecule: messenger RNA, 1716 nt
Organism: Syzygium oleosum
Lineage: Eukaryota; Viridiplantae; Streptophyta; Magnoliopsida; Myrtales; Myrtaceae
Exons: 3
Coding region: 179-796 (205 amino acids)
Cellular component (GO): nucleus
Molecular function (GO): protein binding
Source: RefSeq, a predicted model, not a curated record